AUCCGGUCAACAUGGGUAACAAUACGGUACAAAGCCGUGCAUUAUAGUGCAAGACCUGAUCGUUCAGUUGUCCCCCGCCAUAGCGCAACGGCACAUCCACUCCUUUGGACUCACCCGUUAAUGACUAUGCUCAGUGGUGAGUCGCAAACGCUUUCCGUCCGGGCGCCAUACCGGAACCAUACACUACGAGCGCGUGGGGUUUGUAGCUACUGCGUGCUAUCAUGGUUGCGCCGAUCACCUUUGUCUUCUUGCAAUUGCAAGUUUCAUCCUGGCAAUCAGUGGACAAUAUUCGUUUUGGCGUUUGCAACCUACCUGCUGGGAUGCUGGAGAGAUGCAGACCGACGAAUGCGUUUCCGAUUGGCUUUUGGUGGCUCGAAACCUACUUCGUGUUAGUUCAAAGGUGAAGCUCAGUAUCUACUGACUUUCCCCCGAUAUAGCAAUGAUUUGAUACUCCCAAGACCCUUUAAAUAGCUCAUGACCCCA
Messenger RNA from Macroventuria anomochaeta, 483 nucleotides. RefSeq lists its product as uncharacterized. Bases 121 to 393 code for a protein of 90 amino acids. NCBI's taxonomy places the organism in Eukaryota, Fungi, Ascomycota, Dothideomycetes, Pleosporales, Didymellaceae. The record is from RefSeq and is a predicted model, not a curated record. The transcript has a single exon.